Odontomachus brunneus is the source of this 3266-nucleotide messenger RNA. RefSeq lists its product as uncharacterized. The transcript is spliced from 3 exons. The record is from RefSeq and is a predicted model, not a curated record. The coding region runs from base 836 to 2011 and encodes 391 amino acids. NCBI's taxonomy places the organism in Eukaryota, Metazoa, Arthropoda, Insecta, Hymenoptera, Formicidae.
GUAUAAUCGAGCAAAUAAGUCGCAAUCGUGCCGCGCUGAGGACUGCCGACGACUACUUCGCCCAUACAAACGUUAAUCGAUACAGUAAAGUCAUAGAAAAAUUCUCGUAUCUCACCUCAAUCUCGCGAGAACCGCCGUAGCAGUGACUCUCGGAGUUUGCCCAACGUGUUCCCAACGUGCUUCCCGAUCCCUCAAAGUCGCCGCUGCCGACACUCCACCGUUUGAAACCGUCCUAUCGUCCUCUGCGCGCGUGCUGCGAAACAAACAUCGCGAAAAUUCGAUUUCUACAAUUUUUUUGCUUCUGCGGCAAAGUACGACCGACCGAAGUUAAAGCGCACAAAUCGGAAAAUAAAGUACGCAAAUCGCACAAGUAUCUUCAUUUCCACAGGCAUUAGAGGCGCAUCGUUCUCGCGAAUCGUUCUUGAACAUUUUAAAUUGCAAUUAAUUGUGGCGAGCGCGAGUGCGCGCGCACACGCACGUCUUCACGUUGCGAGACAGUAUCGAGUGUCAGAGUGAUAUAACGAUGUAUUCAAUUUCGAUACGUACAGUGCGCGGAAAAAGUAUUCGCGCGGCUCAACUUAUUUGAGAAAAUUUGACACAAAUAAUUUGAGAAGCCUUGCGAGUACUCUUAAACAUGUAAUAACAUUAUAUCAAUGUUAUAAGUUCCCUCAACAAUAUCUCGCGUGCCGACCUACAUACACCGCUGUUCUUCGACGGUGCAUAUGAAACUACGCUAAAAUGCCGCUCAAUUACCGUAAGAAGAGGUGCAGCAGGUGUGCGUCGCGGUAUCGCGUCUCGACUUCCGAUUAAUCGUCCAGUGUGAUCAGUUAUCAUAAUGCCCGUCACCUCGAGAACGAACAGGUGGACCUCGAGACUAGUCAUUGCACUGCAACUGGUAACCUGGAGCGCAGUCAGUAUCGUCCUGCUCCAGAAGGGCGUCAGUUCCUUGCAGAGAAGAAUAUUGGACGAUAAUCAAGUUACCGAGGCGGAUCCAUCGAUCAGUGAGUGGAGCGAAUCGAACACCGUGUCGUCCGCGAAGGGCACUGAAAGCGAAAUUAGACAAUCUGUCGAUAAAAUCGCAAAUGUAAUCAUACGAUUCAAUCCAAAUUCAGCUCAGCAAAACUGGAACCAUUCUGGAUUAAACGAAAUUAAAAAUGACUUGGGAGAAGAGUUCGAUAUCGUCUCGGAUGAACGACGAUCUACGUUGUCCUUGCCGAAUUCUUUCGAGAUCUCAACGACUGAGCAGGAAACGUCAAGCUCCUUGCGAAUGGGAAAUCGCGUAUUGGAGGUAGACAAGCAUGAUCCCGACGGUAAAAGCACUUCCAACAGAAUUCUAGGAGUAAUUCAUGAUAAGAUUGCCAGCCAUGGAGCCUUAGCGAAUAUUUACGCAAAGGAUCUCGCUAGUUCAUUAGAAUCUGUUUCGCAACCGGUUUCAAAGGAAGAAAAUCACCAUGCGACAGGAAAGAAUACUGAUUCUACAAAAAAUACGUUGCAAUCUACUUCAACGUCUGUUCGAGGAAAGCCUGACGAUCAAGUCUCAAUGUCGGAUCCUCUUUGGAGGAGGAAAGACGAGGCGCGAUUUUUGCGCCGCGUAAGCGCCAGCGGAGCCACGAUGGCAAUCGCUAUGGUAGUCAUUGGGACUAUCAUGUUGUUGCUGGGGCCAGCCGUAAUUGUCUUACGUUUGUUGGACGAAAGAAGGCGGGCAAGAAAAUCGCAGAACGAAUUGUCAGACGAUAUCGCAUGGCGAGAAGACUUGCCACCAACAUAUGAACAAGUCGUCUUGAUGAACGAGGAAGCGCCGAGGUAUUCGACGCUGGUGUUGAGCAGUCGGGUUGAAAAUGACGUACAUUUGUCACCGUGUUCGCUGACGCUUUCCCCUUCGCGCUCGCCUUCACCUUCACCUUCACCUUCACCUUCACCUUCACCCUCACCUUUACUUUCAACACCUUUCUCACCUACUUAUGGCUCUUCCUUGAACCUUCCCACAAUAAAAUCACAUUCUUAUAGAUGAUGUUUCUCUGAUUUGUUGCAUGAUGAUGUUGCAGAAGAAGACAUCCCUCUGCCGCCUUUCAUACGAUACAAAAUAAAUCAUCUUGGCUGCAGAUAGCAUAUAGAUAUUUUAUAGAUGUGCUAUGAAUACUUUUAACAUAUAUUUAUAUACUCUAUCCCAUACAGAACAAAUAUCCAAAAUAUAUCUCAUGGAUAUUCUAUAGAUAUCGCGAUAUUUAUAGGAUAUCCAUGAGAUGAAUUUCGGAUAUUUGUUCUGUAUGGAUACCUGUAUGAUAGUAUUGAAAACACUAUUAUAGUAUAAUCGAAUGAUACAAUUAUAAAUGUGCUAUGAAUAUACACAGGAUAUUCGCAGAAUGCAGUUUAAUCAUAUGAUUUUACUCUUAAAAUUAUAGAGAAGCAAUUUAAGUAUUUUUUUUCGUAGAGAUGUGUAUAAUUAUUAUACACAUCUCGACAUAUCAUUAUAUAAUAAGUUAUAAUAAAUAUAUGCUACUAUUUGGAACAUUACGAAAACUUAUACUACAGUUAUAUGAAUGCAUUGCACAUGCACAAUAAGUAAACUUUACAAAUGUUCUAAGAAUAUCCUUUUCUAUUAAAAAUAUACAAACUUUUACAUAUAAUAUUGUACAUAUAUUAAUAGAAUAUCUAAUUUGAAUAUUCUGCAAUUAAGAAUAUUUGUGUUUAAUUUCUAAGAACAUUUAUAUUUCUCAUGUCAUAAAAAAGUUGCUGUUUAUUUUAGGAAGAGAACGCAAUUAAUCUAAAAUUAUUGUAGUGUAACAAGACAAUAUUUUUAAUAAAAUUACCGCGCAAUCAAUAGAUAUUUCUUGAAGCAACGAUAUUUUCAGCAUAUUGUGCUGUUGCAGAAAAUAUAUAUUAACCUUAGUAAAAAUAGCGGACAGAAACGGAUAGAAUCUACUGCUGCAAAUGCGGAUUUUUUAUGUUGUAUUUACAGAUAUAACAGAUAGCUUAUAGUUAGGAACGGAUAGAAAUCUUAUCUGUUUUUGUUUGUUUCUGUGCGGUAUUUUUACCAGGGAGAAAAAUUUUUACCAGGGAAAUGUUUGCAAGCUAUAAGUUCAGAAUUUCUAUCUAUUUGAGUUAUAGAACAAAAAUACAAUUGAGAAGAAUUACAAAAAUAUAGCUUUCAGACUUUUCUUUUAGAGUUUGCACCAAUAAGAAUAAUAUGUAUUAAUAUAUAAGAGCAUGAAAAAUAAGAGUAGAUGUUUAAAAAAUAUAUAAUUACCCAAUAAAAAAUUUUUCAU